Molecule: messenger RNA, 3300 nt
Organism: Tachysurus vachellii
Lineage: Eukaryota; Metazoa; Chordata; Actinopteri; Siluriformes; Bagridae
Gene: cry1a
Product: cryptochrome circadian regulator 1a
Exons: 14
Coding region: 738-2615 (625 amino acids)
Biological process (GO): entrainment of circadian clock by photoperiod; negative regulation of DNA-templated transcription; circadian regulation of gene expression
Cellular component (GO): cytoplasm; nucleus
Molecular function (GO): DNA binding; FAD binding
Source: RefSeq, a predicted model, not a curated record
CGUGCGCGGUAGUCUGGGUGGUGCGAGUGUGUUACGUAGGCGAAAGUGCGCUCGAGCUCCUACGUGGGACAAGAGAAACGUUUUAGAACUGGACACAGUGCAAGAAUAUACAAGAUUUGUAUAUACUGGAAUUGAUCAUACGGAUGUUUAUGUUGUCCGUUGUGCGUUCGAGACCUAGUUCAGCCGCCUGGAACGCCGGCACUUGAGUGUUUUGCGAGUGUUAAUAUUUACAUAACCGUUACAGUUUCGGAGUGCGCGUGCUGGCGAAGAGAGAGCGCGCGUGAGGAUCUCAGCAACUAAAUAUAUACAUACUCAACAAAUAAUUUAUAUCUGGAUCCGUUAUUGAGACAAACUGAUAACGUAAUAUCGCAUUUCUUGACAUUUUCUUAAUUUUUGUGAUUCAGGAAAAAAAAACAAGUUAUACAACAGGGAAGUACGGUACAGUGCACAGCGCGGUCCUAAAGCCCGUCGAGUAUCCGGCUGCGCACUUGUACAACGCACUUGUAGCCAAAUGGUUCUCUUGUGGACGCUGUUUAAAAGCUCCGACAGCAUGGAAAGCGUUUUGUUAGAGCAAGGAUAAUUUCAUUCGCUUAAAGAACUGAACACUUUGAUCUUUUUUUUUGCAUAAACCAUAACUGAGCACACGUUUUUUUCCUCCAUCACGUUUUUUGGGACUGCACAGAUUGCUGAAAAAACAGAAGAAAUAUUGAAUCUUAAAGAGUUUGUCCGGUGAAGUAAUGGUCGUAAAUACAAUCCACUGGUUUAGGAAGGGCUUGAGGCUCCACGACAAUCCAUCCCUUAAAGAGUCGAUCUGGGGAGCCGAUACUGUGCGCUGUGUUUACAUCCUCGACCCCUGGUUUGCUGGAUCGUCCAACGUCGGGAUCAACAGGUGGAGGUUUCUGCUACAGUGUCUGGAGGACUUGGAUGCCAGUCUUCGCAAACUCAACUCCCGCUUGUUUGUAAUCCGGGGCCAGCCCACAGAUGUGUUCCCCAGGCUCUUUAAGGAGUGGAACAUCACCCGGCUGUCUUACGAGUAUGACUCCGAGCCGUUUGGGAAGGAGCGAGAUGCAGCCAUUAAAAAGCUGGCCAGCGAGGCCGAAGUGGAGGUGACAGUACGGAUCUCACACACGCUCUAUGAUCUGGACAAGAUCAUAGAGCUCAACGGUGGCCAGUCUCCACUCACCUACAAGCGCUUUCAGACCCUCAUCAGCAGGAUGGAGGCAGUGGAGACCCCGGCCGAGGCCAUCACAGCAGAAGUCAUGGGCUCCUGCACAACUCCUCUUUCUGACGAUCAUGACGAGAAGUUUGGGGUGCCUUCCCUUGAGGAGCUUGGUUUUGACACAGAGGGGCUGUCCUCAGCAGUGUGGCCCGGGGGAGAAACCGAGGCCCUUACACGGCUCGAGAGACAUCUAGAGAGAAAGGCAUGGGUGGCCAACUUCGAGCGUCCCAGAAUGAACUCCAAUUCGCUGUUGGCUAGUCCUACUGGCCUCAGUCCUUACUUAAGGUUUGGCUGCCUCUCGUGUCGGCUCUUCUACUUCAAACUCACUGACUUGUACAGGAAGGUAAAGAAGAACAGCUCGCCACCUCUGUCGCUCUACGGCCAGCUGCUGUGGCGUGAGUUCUUUUACACAGCCGCCACAAACAACCCACGCUUCGACAAAAUGGAAGGCAACCCCAUAUGUGUUCAGAUCCCAUGGGACCGCAAUCCAGAGGCACUGGCCAAGUGGGCUGAGGGCAGGACAGGCUUCCCCUGGAUCGAUGCCAUCAUGACCCAGCUGAGGCAGGAAGGGUGGAUUCACCACCUGGCACGUCAUGCCGUGGCCUGCUUCCUCACACGUGGAGACUUGUGGGUCAGCUGGGAGGAAGGCAUGAAGGUGUUUGAGGAGCUGUUGCUGGAUGCAGACUGGAGUGUGAAUGCAGGCAGCUGGAUGUGGCUCUCCUGCAGCUCGUUCUUCCAGCAGUUCUUCCACUGCUACUGCCCGGUGGGGUUCGGCCGCCGCACCGACCCUAACGGCGACUACAUACGACGGUAUUUACCUGUGCUGAGAGGAUUUCCUGCCAAGUACAUCUAUGACCCGUGGAACGCCCCGGAGAGUGUGCAGAAGUCCGCGAAGUGUGUGAUCGGUGUGCACUACCCCAAGCCCAUGGUGCACCAUGCAGAGGCCAGCCGUCUCAACAUAGAGCGCAUGAAGCAGAUCUACCAGCAGCUGUCCUGUUACCGCGGCCUGGGACUGCUGGCUACAGUGCCAUCCAACCCUAACGGUAACGGUGAAAACUCCACAAGCAUGAUGGGAAUUCCCACUACAGAUGCCACCCAGGACACUGCUGCGUCCUCAGGGUACCAGAUGCCUGCUAACUCUCAGGGGGAGUGGCCCAGUGGCAUGAUGCUGUAUUCCCAAGGAGACACACAAUUCAGCUGUAACACACAACAAGGUUAUUCAGGCAGCAGUAGUGGGAUGAUGUGCUACAGACAGGAAGCUCAGCAGAUUCCUGGCCCCGUGUUAAUACAAGGGCGGGGACAUCACCCCAGCACUGUACUGACCUCUGGGAAACGUCACAACCAGGACUCUGGUCCUACCACAGGCUCGAAAGUCCAGAGACAGCACAGUCCUUAAACAGGUUCUCACAUGACCACACUGUCCUGGAGCUCACACACACAGACAAGCACAUACACUAGUGUGUGUUAAAACAAGUGAUUGAGUAUGUAAACAUAUAUUAACUAAUUAAGGGGAAUCAGGGUGUUUUUUUUGUUUUGUAAGCACUCCUUCACACUUGUACUACACUCAAACUCCAGCCAAGUUUGAAAUGAAUGAAUGAAUGAAUGAAUAAAUAAAUAAAUAGCUCCUCCUUGACGUGACAAUGUUCUAAUCUCAGUGAGUGUUAGAACUUCUCUUGGAACAGAACUUUGCUGUAUAUAUGAAUUUGUUUAAUACUCGCAAACACUCUGUAUAUUUGCUAUUGUAUGUGCUUUCUCUUUCAUUUAGUCUUCGACCCACUGAUAUAUUUUUGAUAUAAAUUAUCAUUGAGGAUCAGCUGUAAUUCUUUUCUUUUUGUAGAUUGUGUUUACUGUGCACAGUGAGGACCUUCUCUCCGUCUUUCCUUCUUUCUCUGCCUUGCUCUCUGACCCGUUUCACAUUGUCACUCUGGCCGUCUUUCCUUCUUUUCCUGUUCUCUAUCGACCUUCUUAUAACGCGUCUUCACACAUAGUCGUCAUCUGUUUUAUUAAAACGAUGUUAUUCAUCACAUUGUGCAAAUUGUCUACUCUUGUGUGCUUGUUUAAUAAAAAUACAGUGUAAAUAA